CAUUCAUCUGUGCACUUGGGCGUUGGACCCCGCAUCUUAUUAGCAACCAGGGAGAUUUCUCCAUUUUCCUCUUGUCUACAGUGCGGCUACAAAUCUGGGAUUUUUUAUUACUUCUUUAAAAAAAAAAAACUACACUUGGGCAUCUUUGUGUGUGUGUGUGCUCGACUUUUCUGCCUUUUUUUAAUUUCCCUCCAGCUGCUUUUUUUUUUUUUUAAAUCUCUUCGACUAGAAUUUUUUUUUACCCGGAGUGCAUUUAAUCGGUUCUCUUCUGUCCUCUUCGCCACCCCCACACACCCCCUCCCUCCCUCGGGUGUGUGUGGUGCUGCUGCCGCCGCCGCCGCCGCCACUGCUGCCGCCGCCGCCGCCGCCGCUGCUCGCCCCGUCGUUACACCAACCCGAGGCUCUUUGUUCCCCCUUUGGAUCUGUUGAGUUUCUUUGUUGAAGAAGCCAGCAUGGGUGCUCAGUUCUCCAAGACCGCUGCGAAGGGAGAAGCCGCCGCGGAGAGGCCCGGGGAGGCGGCUGUGGCCUCGUCGCCUUCCAAAGCGAAUGGACAGGAAAACGGCCACGUGAAGGUAAACGGCGACGCUUCUCCCGCGGCCGCCGAGCCGGGCGCCAAGGAAGAGCUGCAGGCCAAUGGCAGCGCCCCGGCGGCCGACAAGGAGGAGUCCGCGGCCGCCGGGAGCGGGGCGGCAUCUCCCACCGCGGCCGCCGAGAAAGAGGAGCCGGCCGCGGGCGCGGAGGCCGGAGCCGGCGCGGCGGAGAAGGAGGCCCCCGCCGAGGGCGAGGCCGCCGAGCCCGGGUCGCCCACCACCGCGGAGGGGGAGGCCGCGUCGGCCGCCUCCUCCACGUCUUCCCCCAAGGCCGAGGACGGGGCCGCCCCCUCGCCCAGCAACGAGACCCCGAAAAAAAAAAAGAAGCGCUUUUCCUUCAAGAAGUCCUUCAAGCUGAGCGGCUUCUCCUUCAAGAAGAACAAGAAGGAGGCCGGAGAAGGCGCCGAGGCCGAGGGCGCCGCCGGCACCUCCAGCGAGGGCGGCAAGGACGAGGCGGCGGCGGCGGCCGACGCGGGCGCGGCCUCCGGGGAGCAGCAGGCGGCGGCGGCGGGAGAAGAAGCGGCCGCCGCGGGCGACGAGGGGGCGGCGGCGGGGGGAGACCCGCAGGAAGCUAAGCCCGAGGAGCCCGCCGCAGCGCCCGAGAAGCCGCCCGCCGGCGACGAGCCCAAGGCCGCCGAGGAGCCGUCCAAGGCCGCCGAGGAGAAGGCGGAGGAGGCCGGGGCCAGCGCGGCCGCCUGCGAGGCGCCCUCCGCCGCCGCCGGCCCCGGCGCUGGCGCGGCUCCCGAGCAGGAGGCGGUUCCCGAGCAGGAGGCCGCGGCCGCCUCCGCCUCUCCCGCCAGCUCGGCCCCCGCGCAGGAGGCGCAGCCCGAGUGCAGUCCAGAAGCCCCCUCGGCGGAGGCGGCCGAGUAAAAGGGCAAAGAUUGUGUGUGCGUGUGUGUGUGUGUGUGUUUUCUUUUUUCCCCUCUUUUAAUUUUUCUUUUUCUUUUUUUUGUGAUAAUCGACGAACUUUUCUCCCUCCCCACCCCCUUUUGUUUGUUUGUUGUUUGGUUGGUUGGUUGGAGUGGUGCCAGGUACUGGUUUUGGAGAACUUGUCUACAACCAGGGAUUGAUUUUUAAAGAUGUCGUCUUCUUCGUCUUUUUCUUUCUUUCUUUCUUCCUUUCUUUCUUUUUUUGAGCAACAAUUUUGUGUUUUUAUUUUUUUUUUCCUCCUCCCUUUACCCCCACAGAUUUCCCAUCUCAGAUCAUUCUGUUAACCAACCACCAUUCCAACAGGUCGAGGAGCGCUUAAAACACCUUCCUCCGCCUUGUUUCUCGUAUUUUUUUAAUUUUAUUUUUUUUUGCAUCAGUAUUAAUGUUUUUUGCAUACUUUGCAUCUUUAUUAAAAAAAAAUGUAAACUUUCUUUGUCAAUCUAUGGACAUGCCCAUAUAUGAAGGAGAUGGGUGGGUCAAAAAGGGAUAGCAAAUGAAGUGAUAGGGGCCACGAUGGGGAAGUUUAAGUGGUGCAUAACAUUGCCAAGAAAAUGUACCACUAGAAAUGGUGUAAAGGCUUAAUUUUUUUUUUUUAAGAAAAGAAAAAAGUUAUUACGAUGUAUUUUGUGAGGCAGGUUUACAACACUACAAGUCUUGACUAAGAAGGAAAAGAGAAAUAAGAAAAAGAAAAAAAAAAAAAACACCAAUACCCAGAUUUUAAAAAAAGAUCAUAGUCUUAGGAGUUCAUUUAAACCAUAGGAACUUUUCACUUAUCUCAUGUUAGCUGUACCAGUCAGUGAUUAAGUAGAACUACAAGUUGUAUAGGCUUUAUUGUUUAUUGCUGGUUUAUGACCUUAAUAAAGUAUAAUUAUGUAUUACCAGCAGGGUGUUUUUAACUGUGACUAUUGUAUAAAAAGAAAAGAAAAACACAAAUCUUGAUAUCCAGAAGCACAUGAAGUUUGCAACUUUCCACCCUGCCCAUUUUUGUAAAACCGCAGUCAUCUUGGACCUUUUAAACACAAAUUUUAAACUCAACCAAGCUGUGAUAAGUGGAAUGGUUACUGUUUAUACUGUGGUAUGUUUUUGAUUACAGCAGACAAUGCUUUCUUUUCCAGUCGUCUUUGAGAAUAAAGGAAAAAAAAAAUCUUCAGAUGCAAUGGUUUUUGUGUAGCAUCUUGUCUAUCAUGUUUUGUAAAUACUGGAGAAGCUUUGACCAAUUUGACUUAGAGAUGGAAUGUAACUUUGCUUACAAAAAUUGCUAUUAAACUCCUGCUUAAGGUGUUCUAAUUUUCUGUGAGCACACUAAAAGCGAAAAAUAAAUGUGAAUAAAAUGUACAAA
Molecule: messenger RNA, 2859 nt
Organism: Erinaceus europaeus (western European hedgehog)
Lineage: Eukaryota; Metazoa; Chordata; Mammalia; Eulipotyphla; Erinaceidae
Gene: MARCKS
Product: myristoylated alanine rich protein kinase C substrate
Exons: 2
Coding region: 453-1460 (335 amino acids)
Biological process (GO): actin filament organization; central nervous system development
Cellular component (GO): cytoplasm; actin filament bundle; plasma membrane
Molecular function (GO): actin filament binding; calmodulin binding
Source: RefSeq, a predicted model, not a curated record